AACCGCCACUCAUGUCCUAUGUUACCCUCCACUCCUCCGCCCAGUUGAACUCCGUCCUGCUCCACCAUCUCCGCCACCGCCGGCUGACCAAUGCCGUCGAAGCAUUCCGCAGCAACUCUCACCUAACAGACACCACCUCGUGGAACCUCAUGCUCUCCGGUUACGCCACACACGGUCGCCCCCAAUGCGCCCACAAGAUGUUCGACGAAAUGCCACGCCGAGACAUUGUCUCGUGGAACACCAUUCUUUCCGCCUUCAGGCGCACCGGGCGUCCAUUGCUGGCCUUCCAGCAUUUCCUACGGAUGCAACGUGCCGGUGUUAGUCCGAAUGGGGCAACGCUGGCGACCAUGGUUGCGGCCAUUCCAUCCAGCAACCUCAUUCCCCAGCUCCAUUCGAUGGCUAUUCGCGCUGGCCUCACCCCUCUCAAUUCCAUUCUCGGGACUGCACUAGUUGGUGGCUAUGCGAGUCUGGAGGACCCAGUUUCCAUGCGUCGAGCAUUCGGAGACAUUCCGGUCAAGAAUUCAGUGUCGUGGACUUCGCUGAUCUCAGGAUACAUGGAGCUUGGAAUGCUCGAGGAUGCAGAGCACGUGUUCGAGACAAUGCCAGUGAAAAGUGUUGUCGCUUGGACUACCAUGAUCAAUGGUUGCAUCGACAAUGGCAAGCUGAACGAGGCGCGAAGAUACUUCGAUCGGAUGCCGCAGAGGAAUGUCAUCACGUGGACAUCAAUGAUCAAAGGAUACCAGAGAAACGAGCAGCAUGCAGAAGCUCUAAAUCUGUUCAUCCGGAUGCGUAGGCUUUCCGAUGUCUUCCCAAACCAAUUCACAUACUCCACGGUGCUCGCUGCCUGCGCCAUUGGAGGCUUCCUCCAUUUCGGGCAAUCAAUCCAUGGGCAAAUCUCGAGAUCUUUAUCACAGUGGGACGUCGUCUUGUCUACCUCCCUGGUCGAGAUGUAUGGCAAGUGCGGCGAUGUGAGCUAUGCGGCUCGAUCCUUUGACUCGUGCGAAACCCGAAAUGUGGCUUCAUGGAACUCCAUAAUUGGAUGCUACGCCAAGAAUGGCCUAUCUACGAGAGCAUUGGAAGAGUUCCAAAAGAUGAUCGAGGAAGGAAUUCGACCUGAUCCCAUCACCUUUGUCUGCGUGCUAACGGCUUGCGUGCACGGUGGACUAGUAGAUGAAGGUGUGCAUUACUUCGAUUCUAUGGAGAGGAAAUUUUGCAUCGAGCCACGGUUGGAGCAUUAUGGAUGCAUGGUGGACUUGCUUGGGCGUUCAGGGAACAUUGAGCAAGCAGAGAACCUGAUCAAGAGAAUGCCUUUCGAAGCCGAUAUCGCGGUGUGGGGAGCAUUUCUCACUGCGUGUGGCUUGCAUUCCAAUUUGGAGCAUGGGCUAUCUGCAGUGAAGGCAAUGCAAAGAUUGCAGAAGGACCAUCCAAUCAUCUACUCAAUGAUGCUAAAGGUUUACGGAGAAAGAGGCUUAUGGACUAGUUUCGAUGAGCUGAAGGGGAAGAUGCAGUGCAAGAGAUCGAGGAAGCAAAGGGCUUUGAGUUGGAUCGAGUCUGCUUCCACACAAUUGCAGCAUGCACAGAAAGCAUGAUUCAUAGUGAGAGUUGGACCCCUUCUCA
Messenger RNA from Zingiber officinale, 1617 nucleotides. Its product is annotated as pentatricopeptide repeat-containing protein At4g02750-like. The transcript has a single exon. NCBI's taxonomy places the organism in Eukaryota, Viridiplantae, Streptophyta, Magnoliopsida, Zingiberales, Zingiberaceae. Gene Ontology annotation, molecular function: protein binding; RNA binding. Gene Ontology annotation, biological process: RNA modification. The record is from RefSeq and is a predicted model, not a curated record. The coding region runs from base 12 to 1589 and encodes 525 amino acids.